This is a messenger RNA of Ilex paraguariensis (yerba mate), 639 nucleotides long. Lineage: Eukaryota; Viridiplantae; Streptophyta; Magnoliopsida; Aquifoliales; Aquifoliaceae. The record is from the annotation of a GenBank genome assembly.
AUGAAGCAAGAAGGAAAAAUAUUUGUAGGGAAUUUGCCGUUGCGGGUGAAGAAACAUGAGGUUGCCGAGUAUUUUAGGCAAUUCGGGCCAAUAAAGAAUGUGAUAUUGAUAAAGGGUCAUGAUAAUAUUGAGAGGAAUAUGGGUUUUGGGUUUGUUAUAUAUGGAGGGCAAAUGGCAGGGAAGGCCGCGAUGAAGGCGGUGGAGUUCGAUGGUGUGGAGUUUCAUGGGAGAGUUUUGACCGUGAAGUUGGAUGAUGGGAAGAGAGUGAAGGCAAGGGCGGAGGAGAGGGUGAGAUGGGUGGAGGGCGAGGAUGGGGUGGAGUAUAGAUCCAAGUGGCACGAAGCGAGGGAGGGUUCAAGAACGGAGUUUAGAAAUGUUUUGGAAACUCAGCCAGAGAAUUGGCAGGCCGUUGUGCGAGCUUUUGAGAGGAUUAAGAAGGUAUUGCUUCUUAACAUACACACUUUGGUUGUUUUGGUUGCGUGCUUUAGAGGCCUUGUAAGUAGAGCUAGUAAUAUUAGUUCUAAUUCCGUUGUCUGUUUUGGAUAGUACUGGAUCAGCACAAUUGUAAAGUGAGAGUGUGAUUACCAUUUCAAUAGAACUGUGUGAGAAGGGAAGAAAAAAGAAUGCCACAGAAAUGAA